Penicillium taxi is the source of this 282-nucleotide messenger RNA. RefSeq lists its product as uncharacterized. The record is from RefSeq and is a predicted model, not a curated record. NCBI's taxonomy places the organism in Eukaryota, Fungi, Ascomycota, Eurotiomycetes, Eurotiales, Aspergillaceae. The coding region runs from base 1 to 282 and encodes 93 amino acids. The transcript has 2 exons.
AUGAAUAUAUCCGUGUCCGCCGACCCAGGUUGCGGGAAGUCUGUGCUAGCUAAACCAAUUAUCGAUGGCUACUUAGCUUUGAGUCCGGCAGUGACAAUAUGCUACUUUUUCUUUAAAGAUAAUAAGGAGCAAACCCAUCUUGAUCAAGCACUAUGUUCUAUACUACAUCAGCUCUUUGACCAGCGGCCUCAUUUACUAGCUCAUGCUAUACAACCAUGGGAAAAGAAUAAGGAAAUGCUUCGAAACAGCAUCGUUAUCAUGGGACAUACAGCAGCGCCUUGA